Aspergillus pseudotamarii is the source of this 1222-nucleotide messenger RNA. RefSeq lists its product as uncharacterized. Bases 487 to 924 code for a protein of 145 amino acids. The transcript has 2 exons. Lineage: Eukaryota; Fungi; Ascomycota; Eurotiomycetes; Eurotiales; Aspergillaceae. The record is from RefSeq and is a predicted model, not a curated record.
UUUUUUUUGCCUCUCUGUUGACCCUAAGUUAUUGACUACUGCUUUAUGAGCCCCGCCUGUGUAUUUGAACUGAUUAUACCUGGCUAGAAUGAUAAUAUUUGCCUGCCUUUCUUUCCCUUCUCUCAUUUUUCCCUUCUUGCUUUCUACCAUUGCGUGGGAUGUUCCUGUCUUCCAUCAUAUGUUAGUUCUAUUUGUUUACCGUUUUUCGUGUCUUUGUCUAGAUUGAUCAAAUCUAUACUAAGCCUCUCUCCACUGAUCCGCUUUUCAUGACGGGAUCUUGGCUAUUCUAAAACAGCAAAUCCCUUGAAGUGUCAUAUGAGGAACGUGGCCAUUGGGCAUCAACAAGCGCUGUUUGCAUAGGCUUAUUUCCAUACUUUGGGUGUGGUUGCCAGGAUCUUGUGCAGUGUCAACAGAUCCAGGGCAGCAAAUACUCAUUCGAUACGUCUCUGUACCAUACAUUCUAUUGGACACCCGCCUGUCUUCACGAUGUACUAUGUUUUAUACCUUGCGAGUCUCUGUCGACGCCGCCGCUGGCCGGAGCCCCAGUUUGAGGCCUAUGAAGGCCCUACCGGGUAUACCUGCAUUGUUCGCGUCAAUAAUCGGGAAUACCAGACGGACACUGUUUACCAAAACGAAACACUGGCUCGAGAGAACGCCGCAAUGCGAGCAUACCUCAUCUGUCGGAAUUUUUCCGUCAACGAUGGCAUGUAUCCAGCUGGACAUGACCACGGAGGAGUUGUCCAGGGGAUGCCUGUGGCGAUAGGUACUGGCCGAAAGACUCGCUAUGAUGAUACCGAUACCUCGACCAGUGGAGGAAGCAGAAGCGGAGGGAGCAGUCCCGAAAGCUACGAGGGAGGACGGUUCAGUCAGGAAAGACCCGUUGUGCCAUCGAGGGCCCUCGCAUUUAGCAGCCGUGGAAUGUAGUCGUCCCUGCUGUCCUCAGAAUAUUGUGAUCAAGCGGAACUCGACGUGCAAAGCAAAAAAAAAAAAAAAAUACGUGGACUCUAACGACUUUAUGACUUAUGACAUGACUUGAAUAUCCAGAUAGAUCGAAGUGCUUGUUCUCAAUUGAAGCGUGUGUGACCUUAGUCGAAAAUCAGCCCAUUGACAGAUAUACCCUCGUGUGCUACCAGGCUUACAAAAUUCCUGGGUGUGGAUAUAAGAUUGAGUGUGCAUUACUGUAUUGAGCUGUCCAGCGUUUUUUGACUUGUGCAAGUGGUGG